This is a messenger RNA of Arachis ipaensis, 426 nucleotides long. The record is from RefSeq and is a predicted model, not a curated record. NCBI's taxonomy places the organism in Eukaryota, Viridiplantae, Streptophyta, Magnoliopsida, Fabales, Fabaceae.
AUGCAUAGAGGAAAGUGCCACGGUCCAACAUCAUUUGCGCCGGUAAUUGAUGCAGCAAUUGAUGUUGUGGAGAAAAGCAAUGGUCAAUAUCAUGUUCUUGUUAUUAUUGCUGAUGGACAGUCUUUUGCUGAUUUCUACAGUAGAUGUCUCUUACGUAAACCUAUUUUGGUUGGUGUUGGAGAUGAACCGUGGGAUGAGAUGCAGCAGUUUGACGACAACAUCACAGAGCGCUUAUUUGACAGCUUUCAGAAAUCUUCCAUCUCAGGACAAAUGGCGGCGUCGGCGAGAGACAAAUGGCGGCGUCGGCGUGAGGCUGUCGCAGUGUCAGCACGGGCUGCUAUGGGACAGCAGGGCAACGUGAGGUUGCAGCGACGUCGGCACGGGCUGCGGGCUUCUAUUGCAUCUGAACGAGGUGAUGAGGAAUGA